Messenger RNA from Melampsora larici-populina 98AG31, 1860 nucleotides. RefSeq lists its product as uncharacterized. Gene Ontology annotation, cellular component: growing cell tip; plasma membrane; cell division site. The record is from RefSeq and is a predicted model, not a curated record. The coding region runs from base 1 to 1860 and encodes 619 amino acids. The transcript has 3 exons. NCBI's taxonomy places the organism in Eukaryota, Fungi, Basidiomycota, Pucciniomycetes, Pucciniales, Melampsoraceae.
AUGUUCGGACCUCAAACUCCUGGUACUUUGGUCGUCUUAGCUGCUGCUGUCUUACUCGUUCUAGUCUCAAUCUCAACUCCAAUCCUUAAAGACUUUUACUUCCUUUCAGCUGAUGUUGAAGCUACAGUCUCAUCUGUUACUCUUAAAGGUAACAUUAAACUUGGUGUCUUUGGUUAUUGUAUCGUUUUAGGAUCUCAAGAUGCUUGUUCACCUGUUACCCUUGGAUAUGCACUUGAUCCCAAUUCACUUUUAUCUUUACCACAAGACACAAAUCUAGGCAUUUCAAGUACUGUACUGAAGAACUUGACCUACGUUCUCAUUCUUCAUCCUAUCGCUGCCGGGUUGGCUGUCUUAGCUGUCAUCUUUGGCUUACUUUCACACAUACGCGAGUUCUCGAGGACAUGUUGGACUUCUUUCUUCGCCUCGCUCGCUACCACUGUAGCUCUGAUCGCUUUCGUUUUCGAUAUCGUUGCAUUCUCUAUCGCCAAAUCAAAGAUUGUAGAAGCUGCCACCAAUGCGGUCGGUACAAAUGCUCAACUCGGUCUGAACGUUUGGCUUACACUCGCAGCUUGGGUAGCAUUGGCUUCCAGUAGUUGUUUCUUCUGCGUUGGACGAUGUCUGAUUAGAAAGAGACGACGUCAUCAACGUGAGGCCGAUCAACUUCGACCGAUCGCGGAUCAAGCUUUCGCGGAUCAAAUGAGAUACGAUGCUACCGAAGCUGAAAAGGCACGCGAACAAAAGAUUCGACUCAACCCACCUACUGCUGGUCUUCCUGCGUUUGCCGAGUAUGGAAAUGAGCAUGUUAGACACGAAGAGAUACCUUUGAACCGAUUCAAUGUAGACGACGAAACUUAUUCAGAUCAUCAUGCUUUACUUGCUCCUAGAGCAUCUGUCGGUCCAUAUGCAUCUCCUACCUCUCUUACAGGAGUUGGCGUUGGUUAUGGUCGGCGACCUUCAGAAUCUCGUUAUGCUCCACCUGGUUCGUAUCCAGAACCUCGUUACGGUGAACCUGGUUCACAUGCCUCACUUUACUCUCAAGCUAGUUAUUCCCAGCCUCAGCAAUCUCAUCCACCUCGCCAAAAUCUUCAAACACCUUACGGACAACAGCUUCAUAUUCCCUCGCCAUACUACACCCCACCUCACGAGAUGGAUGCGCGAAUGGCUGCUGUUCAUAGACAAAACUCAGAGCAAUCAGGUUAUUACGAAAAUCCAUCCAGGCACCCAUCAUACUCCCACUCUCGCUCACCAAGCCGGACAGUCGUACCUCACGCUAUGCCAGAUCAUAUGAUGUGGAAUGGCAUGCAACCUGAGGCUGACAACCGAUCUUAUCAACCCACACCAAACGAUCAUUAUACUACUCAUGCGCCUACGAUUGAGUACAUGCCUCCCCAGGCUGACAACCAAUCACGAGGGCUACCUUUACCUGGAGAAGGACACCGUUGGGCAAGCUAUGAUGAACCAAGUCAUGGGAAUUUCAUCAAUCAGCAACCCCGUCAUGAUGAUCAAGAUUACGGUCAACCAGAGCAGGGAGAUGGACACUUUACACAUUCUGGGCCAUAUGUUGAAGAACCUGAUCGAAUAGCAGAUGACUUUAACUCUAACCGAGUAGAAGCCCCACAACCACCACAACCAACAGCCUAUUCUAAUCAUCCACCAACUUCAGUUGCAAGAGGUCAGAUGAGGUACGAAGAAGCAGAAGCAGAUGACGCAUAUGGAGGGGUCUCUACUGGUACUUCACCUCGAAGGCCGUUACCUUCAGUACCCACUCAAGCCCCUUUACCACCACCCGGUGUACAUCAAACCACAACAGAUUACAAUGGCCCAGACACAUCUCUUACACCUCCACCUGGUUAUAGAUAA